Molecule: messenger RNA, 1809 nt
Organism: Penicillium malachiteum
Lineage: Eukaryota; Fungi; Ascomycota; Eurotiomycetes; Eurotiales; Aspergillaceae
Product: putative amino acid transporter
Exons: 4
Coding region: 1-1809 (602 amino acids)
Biological process (GO): amino acid transmembrane transport
Cellular component (GO): endoplasmic reticulum
Molecular function (GO): amino acid transmembrane transporter activity
Source: RefSeq, a predicted model, not a curated record
AUGCCCCAGGAUGAGGAGGAAAAUGUCCCUCUUACUGGGCUAAAUGGCCAAGACGAGCAUGAGGCUCAGUCCCUUCUAUCUCCGUCCCAUGAGGAACUCGAUGAUCUUAUAGUUCACCCUGGCCCCGUCAGCCCACCAGAACUGGCGACAAGGACACGACCUCACACAAAGCGCCAAUCCUCCAUAUCCCAGCCUGCUCCUGAUGGGCAACGUCGCACACCACGUACCACAAACCGAGUUCGAUUUGAUAUUGACGAGGAAUUUGAGGAAGAGAGUCCCCAAUCGAGCACAGGGAGCCAUCAUUGGGAUGAACGCAUUCACAGCCCCGAUGAAGGGCACUGGCUAGAGCAAGAGGAUUACGAGCUGGGUAACCGCAAUAUACCAGGAGCCCGACAUGGAGGACAGUCGGUACCUCUUCUUACUGACAUUGAGGCUCCAAGUGUGACCCUCGCAACCUCAGAUGACUUCUUUCCAGAGGAUCAUUUGGAGAAUGCCCGGCCACGAAGCGGAAUGAAGAUGGCAUUCAUGAACAUGGCCAAUAGCAUCAUAGGAGCGGGAAUUAUCGGACAACCCUAUGCGCUCCGACAAGCGGGUAUGACAAUGGGGAUCGUGCUACUGACUGCAUUGACUAUCACGGUGGACUGGACCAUUCGGUUGAUCGUCGUCAACUCGAAAUUGAGUGGAGCAGACUCCUUCCAGGCCACUAUGCAGUACUGCUUUGGAAAGACUGGCCUCAUUGCAAUUUCGGUCGCUCAAUGGGCUUUUGCUUUUGGUGGCAUGGUUGCUUUUUGCAUUAUUGUUGGCGAUACCAUUCCGCAAGUGCUUGGUGCCUUGUUCCCAUCAUUACGUGAAAUGUCUUUCCUAUGGCUUCUGACCGACCGAAGGGCUGUGAUUGUCUUGUUUGUACUGGGCAUUUCAUAUCCCCUCUCCCUUUAUAGAGAUAUCGCCAAGCUGGCAAAAGCAUCUGCGUUGGCAUUGGUCAGUAUGAUCAUCAUCGUAGUUACUAUUAUCACUCAAGGCUUUCGUGUCCCAGCAGAGUCGCGGGGAGAGGUCAAGAGCCAUAUUCUCAUCAACUCGGGAUUCUUCCAGGCAGUUGGAGUGAUUUCUUUUGGUAUGUUAACCCAUUUAAUUCCAGAUCACAAUAGCCUUCUCAUCUAUGGAUCCUUGAAAAGACCCACCCUCGACCGGUUCGCUACCGUCACCCAUUACUCCACCGGUGUAUCCUUGAUCAUGUGCCUUGCCAUGGGAAUAGCUGGAUUCCUUUCCUUUGGCUCAAAAACACAGGGAAACGUCUUGAAUAACUUUCCGUCAGACAAUAUCUUGGUCAACAUUGCACGAUUAUGCUUUGGAUUGAACAUGCUGACCACAUUGCCGUUGGAGGCAUUUGUCUGCCGGUCUGUGAUGACUACCUAUUAUUUCCCAGAUGAGCCGUUUAAUCCCCACCGGCAUUUGAUCUUUACCACUUCUCUGGUCGUGACAUCCAUGGUCCUGUCAUUGAUAACAUGCGACCUGGGUAGUGUAUUUGAGCUAAUUGGCGCAACUAGUGCAGCAGCACUAGCAUAUAUCUUCCCUCCGCUCUGCUACAUCAAAUUGAGCAGUGCCAGUCGUCGAGAGAAGAUCCCUGCUUAUCUAUGCGUGACAUUUGGGCUGGUUGUGAUGGGUGUCAGUGUGGUACAAGUAGUUGCCAAAAUCAUUCGAAGUAAGUUAUCUUAUAUCGCCACUUUCAAAUCCACGACUAAUUCUGGUCAGAUGAUGGUGAUGGCCACUCUUGUGCAGCUUCCUAGGCUCGCAGCUCUUUUGACUUCAUAA